AUGUCGGUCGGUCGUAAAGUCUUUCUUUGGUUGAGGAAGUAUCUCAUGUUCUUUAUCGCUGGGUUUGAGGCGGUGAAUGUCGCGCUCAUGUUGGUAACACCUGCGGGCGGACCAAGUUUUGCGGCAACUGCGGGCUUGUCCACGCUCCACAACCCGUUUCCGUUUCUGCGGAACCUCGUCGCACCUCUCCCGUACAUGCGGAAACACUUUUGGCCUUGCUUGGUUGCUUCAGCGAAAACGAGGACUUUCUGGUUCUACUAUUUAGAGUACGUGGUAUUGUUGUUAGCGUUACCGUACUUUGUGGCGUUCAUCUUCAACCUGAAUGCACCCGAGUAUACCCCGCUCACCGUCUCUCUAUCUCGCAUUGGGUUGCUUUGGGUAUUUGGAGACUUUGACGUUGUAGGGAAGUUUAUGACGCACCUCAGUAGAGAUAUACUUUACCUGAACAGUGCUGUUGUGGUCGUCGUCGAGGUCCUCUACGUCUUGUUCUUCUGCGAGUCGUGCCACCUGCCGAUGGCGCCCUGUCGAGCGUCUUCCAAGGCGCGUGCAGGGAGCGGCACGGAAUCCCCCAGAGAGCCAGAGACAUCGAGUGCGAAUGUGUCGCUGGCGGCAGGUCAUGCCAAGGCUGCAUGA
This is a messenger RNA of Cyanidioschyzon merolae strain 10D, 633 nucleotides long. RefSeq lists its product as hypothetical. The transcript has a single exon. Bases 1 to 633 code for a protein of 210 amino acids. NCBI's taxonomy places the organism in Eukaryota, Rhodophyta, Bangiophyceae, Cyanidiales, Cyanidiaceae. The record is from RefSeq and is a predicted model, not a curated record.